This is a messenger RNA of Saccostrea echinata, 3462 nucleotides long. RefSeq lists its product as uncharacterized. The coding region runs from base 81 to 3395 and encodes 1104 amino acids. Gene Ontology annotation, biological process: hexose biosynthetic process. NCBI's taxonomy places the organism in Eukaryota, Metazoa, Mollusca, Bivalvia, Ostreida, Ostreidae. Gene Ontology annotation, molecular function: N-acetylgalactosamine 4-sulfate 6-O-sulfotransferase activity. The record is from RefSeq and is a predicted model, not a curated record. The transcript is spliced from 12 exons.
UGGAAAUGUUGAUGACGUGAAUGAUGGGACUUAGAGUGACACUGUUGGACUGAGAAGAAAUGGAAUUUGAUUGACUUAUCAUGUCAAAAUCGGGCUUCUUUGGACUUGAGUCAAGAGAAGUUGUGAGGGUUAAAGUGAAGAAAUAUGAAAGUUUUAUGCAGCCAGAGUCAAAGAAAUUUUCAUUGGACCCACAAAUCACAUCAUUUGAAAUGCUUCAACACAUAAUAGCAAGUGCUUUCAAUAUAAGAGGAGAUUUUACCAUGAGUUACCUUGUUAGAGAUGACUAUGGACAGGAAAUCUACCUGAGUAUGUUGUCUGAUUGGGAUAUGGAUGCAGCCAUUCAAAGUGCUUCAGAUCCAUGCUUACAACUCAAAGUGGAUGCCAGACCAUUUGAAGAGGGACUGGAUGACUGGGACAUCAUUGCUCCAGUAGAUGUGCCACAAUACAAAAUGUCCAGUUUCCUGGAACGUAAUAUUUUAGGCUCUUUGACUGGGACACUUUCAAGUGGAAUGGGAAAAACUCUUACACAGAUGCAAAGAGCAAUGGGAAUUAAAGUGCAGGAAGAAGUUAAAUUUAAAGCAGCAAAACCCCCAAUGUCUGAUCAGGAAUUCAGAAAUUUUCUUGACUCAAUUGGGCACAUGAUUAAACCAGAAGAAUUUCGAAUAAGUAUAUAUCAAGGUGGUUGUGAACCAUCUUUGAGAAGAGUAGCUUGGAGGCACUUGCUAAACAUUUUUCCAAAUGGACUUUCUGGAAAGGAAAGAUUUGAAUAUAUGAAGAGAAAAGAAAAAGAAUAUUUUGACUUGAGAGAUCAUUGGAAAAGAUUAGUAAAUGGAGAGUCAAUGUCAGAGGAAAUGAAAUUUGUGACAUCAAUGGUCAAAAAAGAUGUUCUAAGAACUGACCGUACACACAAAUUCUACUCUGGUUCUGAUGAUAACAAAAAUCUGAUUUCGUUGUUCAAUGUACUGGUGACAUUUGCACUGACUCACCCAGAAACUUCAUAUUGCCAAGGCAUGAGUGAUAUAGCUUCUCCACUGCUAGUCAUACAGAAAGAUGAGGCUCAAACCUAUCUCUGUUUUUGUGCCAUUAUGAGAAGACUGAAAAAUAAUUUUAAUAUUGAUGGACAAGCUAUAACCAUGAAAUUUAAACAUCUUUCUGAUUUGCUUCAUGUGCAUGACUCAGAGUUGCACUCCUACUUCCAAAAAAUCAAUGCUAGCGACUUGUUCUUUUGUUACAGAUGGAUAUUAUUAGAACUCAAGAGAGAAUUUCCUUUUGAAGAUGCUCUUUACAUGUUAGAAGUAAUGUGGAGCACAUUACCACCUGAUCCACCAAGUUUGGAAGUUCCACUUGUAGAUGAGUCAUUCUCAAAAGAAAACUUAUCUCGUUUACCAUGCUCCCCAUCUUUUGGUAUCCAACAAACUGUUUAUGCGAAACUAAAUGCCCUGAGAAGACAAAAGUCAAUAUUAAAAAAUAAUUCUUCAUUUGAAGGGGAAAAUAUAAGUGAAGAGGAAUUAAGUCAGAAAAGUGUAAACAAUAACUCGAGAACAACUGAUAUUUUGGAUGAAUCCGGCUCAGUAGUGAAUUCCCAAGAAUAUCCAGUCUUAAAUGAUACCGAGACACAGAAUAUGGUUGUAAAGAGUUCAUCCAUUGAUGGAUCUUUAAAAGAUCCUGUUGAAAAAAGUCAUGAUGAUAAGGUAGAAAAUUUCCAUGAAAAAGAUUUACACUUUCAGAUUUCUUUGGAUAAUGUUAAAAAUAUCCCAGAAAGUGAUGAAACUGCAUUUCUUACCUUUCAAGAUUUCAUCCAAAUGAAAUUGAACUGGAAGUUUAAAUUUUGCUGUUUAAUAGCAGUUGUGUUAGUCACCAGUAUUUUAUAUGAAUUAUGGUUUGUUGGUGGAGAAGAGAUUUUAUUUUACAAGCCAGUAUCUAGGCAAAGCAGCAAGGACAUUUUCAGUUUUUCCCUCAAUCAACAACAUGUAUACCAAACAGAUGGAAUGUUAAACAACAGAUUUUUUUCAGCAGAAGAUGUUACAGAUUUCAUAUUACUGAUUUUAAAAGAUAAAAAUGUUAUGGUGGCUUUACAAACUGUAUGGAAAAAAACUUCAAGAGACAAAGAGAAAUUAUUGUAUGACCUGAUUAAAAAUGAGAAAUUUGAGGACAAGGCAAAUUUCAUGCUGAAGGACAUAUUAAACAAAAGGAAUAAGAAUGUAUUUUUGGACAUUAAUGAAAAGUAUGAGUUUAGUGUUUUAAAUCGCACAUGUCAGAACAUUGAGAGGGAUCUCCAAGGAAGAGGAAAGUGCAUUUUGUCACUAGAGGACACGUUGUGCUCAGAGAGAAAACUAUCAGACAAGACUAAAAGGAAAAAGCAGAAAAACAAAUCACAACAGAUAUGGACAGGACAAAAAGUGAAACUUUGUGAUUACAUGUAUAUGAAUUCAAGUACUUUUGUGUAUCUUCCAUACCUAAAAAAUCCAUGCUAUGAGGAAUGUGAGAGUGGAUACAAUACUAUAAGAUGUCUUCCAUAUUUCAUGAUUAUUGGUAUGCCAAAGUCAGGAACCUCGAGCCUCUACUAUCAUCUAAUACAGCACAAGGAGGUUGUGCCAGGCAAGAGAAAGGAACCAAUGUAUUUUAAUAGGAACUGCUAUAGAGGUAUGCAUCUGAAUGACUACACUAUGAAUUUUGAUGAAAUAAAAACCCAUCUUACAGCUGGGAAGCAGUUUUCUCCUUUAAUCACUGGUGAUGCUUCUGCAGAUGUUGCAUUUGAUAGUUGGGACUGGAAGAACUUUCCUGGAAAUGAAAGACUUAAAGAACCAAAAUAUGUCCUUCCAUUUUUUAUACGUAAACUGCUUCCAGGGCUGAAAAUCAUAAUAAUGCUGCGUGAUCCCGUGGAAAGGUUGUAUUCUGACUAUUUGUUUGAGGCUCCUCUUGCUAACUAUUUGUUGUCACUGGAAGACUUUCACCAAGCUGUGCACAGAGCAGUCAGGAAUCAUGAACUCUGUCAAGCCCAAUUCUCUGUUCGCACUUGUGCAUACAAUUCAUCAUUAGAAAACUACAAGGCAAGGCUGCGAGUAGGCAUGUACUAUGUAUUCCUGAUGGACUGGUUGAAUAUAUAUCCACAGAAUCAAAUUUUAGUGAUUGAUUUUGAUGAAUACACAAAAGACAAAAGAAAAAUUCUCAACAAAGUGGCUGAAUUUCUGGAAUUAAGUAAAUUAACUGAAGCAGAAUCAGAUAUAUUUCUUGAAGACCAUGAAAAAGAAAAUCAACGGUCCAACCAGACUAAGGCUCUUGGAGACAUGUUACCAGUGACAAAGAAAAUGCUUCAGGAAUUCUAUAAGCCAUUCAAUGUGAAACUAUCACAGUUACUGAAAUCAAAAAAAUUUCUUUGGUCUGAUGAAAAAUGAAAUUCAAAACCAUAAAAGAAAUUUAAAAAGUCUGAUUUAAUCUAUAAAUAUACAUGUUUUUAUUAUU